AAAUGGAAAAAAUCGGAGAGAGAGAGAGAGAGAGAGAGAGAGAGAACAGCUCAGAGCCAGAGGAGGAGGAGGAGCUCCUUUAUUCCAGCGACGGUUAGACCUAUGAAGAACGAAACAGCUCGCGAAGAAGACGAAACCGAAACUGAAACACUGAGGCAAGAUAGCGCGAGGAGAAGACGACGAAGGAGAAGAAGGAGCAUCAAUGCCUCCCUAGCGAAGCUGAAACUGAAGCCUUCGAUCAAAAGCCGUUGCUCUUGCCUCCUCCCUUGUUUCCCGAGGAGUUCCCCGGGGAGUUUCCCGCCGGCGACGGGAAUGGCCACGCUCAGGGUGCCGGACGUCGUCCCUUCCCCGUCCGACGAUUGCGAGAGGCUCCGGAAGGCUUUCGAAGGCUGGGGAACGGAUGAGAAGGCAGUCAUAUGGGUAUUAGGGCACAGGAAUGCAAGUCAGAGGAGGUUAAUCAUGGAGACUUAUCAGCAGCUUUAUAACAAAUCGCUUAUCGACAGUCUUAAUUCUGAACUGUCUGGGGAUUUCAGAAAAGCAGUGAUCUCCUGGACAUAUGAUCCUCCGGAGAGGGAUGCCAGAUUGGCAAAGGAGGCCUUGCAGACUAGAAGGAAAGGCAUAAACCACUUGCUUCCGAUUGUUGAGAUCGCAUGUGCGACAUCUCCCCACCAUCUGAUUGCCGUAAGGCAGGCCUACUGUUCCCUCUAUCAUUGGUCACUCGAGGAAGACAUCUUGUCAGCGAUAUCUCUUCCGUUCCGGAAGAUCCUUGUAGGAUUGGUGAGCUCCUUUAGAUAUGAUAAGGAAGUGGUAGAUAUGGAUGUUGCUAAUUCAGAAGCAGCACUGCUGCGUGAAGCAAUUGAAAGGAAGCAAUUGGAUCAAGAUUCUGUUUUGUGGGUUCUUGGGACUAGGAACAUUUUUCAGCUCCGAGCAACUUUCCAUUGCUACAAGCAGAACUAUGGUAGUCCUAUUGACCAGGAUAUCAAGAACUGCGGGAAGGGUGAUCUGGAAUCUUUGUUAGGAGUUGUAAUACGUUGCUUAGAUUGCCCUGAGAGACACUUCGCAGAGGUGGUCAGGAAUUCCACACUAGGGCUCGGAACGGAUGAAGAUUCGCUCACCAGAGCCAUCAUAACCCGAGCUGAAAAUGACAUGAUGAAGGUCAGGGGCGAAUACAAUAACAUGUACCAAAGCAGCCUAGACAACGCCGUCAUCGGGGAUACGUCGGGAGAUUACAAAGACUUCUUGUUGACAUUGCUUGGAGCAAAAUUAUAAGUUCCAUUCUUCGCCUCUUAUUUGCUGGCUUGUCAAAGUUUGCUUGUUUUGAUAUGAAAACUUGCUCAUGUAUUUACGCACCUCCUGCUGCAGAGUGCUUGAAGCAAUUGUUUGUGCAUAACUCCUUAAUUCGUUGUGCCAUUCUCGUCUUUUUCAUUUUUCUUUCUGAAGGAGAUUUGUCUUAUCAAGUUCUCAUGUCGUCAUCAGAAUAUCUGUUUGACCAUGGCAUCACCAGACAACAGGUUUCUAAUGCAUCUACAUCUUGAUCCGUCUGUGUCAAACUAAACGUAGAAAAUUUGCAAGAAA
Molecule: messenger RNA, 1575 nt
Organism: Rhodamnia argentea
Lineage: Eukaryota; Viridiplantae; Streptophyta; Magnoliopsida; Myrtales; Myrtaceae
Product: annexin D3
Exons: 6
Coding region: 103-1269 (388 amino acids)
Cellular component (GO): cytoplasm
Molecular function (GO): calcium ion binding; calcium-dependent phospholipid binding
Source: RefSeq, a predicted model, not a curated record